Molecule: messenger RNA, 3090 nt
Organism: Ciona intestinalis (vase tunicate)
Lineage: Eukaryota; Metazoa; Chordata; Ascidiacea; Phlebobranchia; Cionidae
Source: RefSeq
UGUUAUCGGAUGUGUUACACCAUUAUCUGGCGUGUUUGUGCCAAUAUUUAAUGUUUGAGCAUGAUAAACUACGACCAAACAAGUGUUUCAAUUGACACUGGAUCUCGAUCAACUGUUGCCAACUUAUCUAAAUAUGGGAACAAUAAUGGUUUGUGUGGAAACACAUCAGAAAGAAAUGGGAAAAUAUCAGAUCACUGUAUGGAUGGGACUUCUAUGAGUGACCUAAUGGUAGAAGAUGGUGGUCAUGAGAAAGGUGUUAUUCAUCAUACUAUCAUGCCAGAAGAUGAUAAGGUGUUUAUGACAUUUUCUCCAUCUGUGGAUGUCUGUAUGCCCCAAGAGAAUGAUAUUGAUGGUGCUACUCUCACUUUUACCAGCACCGACAACCACAUGAAGAAAGAAAUCAAGAGAUUUAAGUGCCUCUACACCGGUUGCAAGCGUGUUUACACCACAGCUGGCAACUUGAAGUCACAUCAGAAGACACAUAGAGGUGAAUACUACUUCAUCUGUGAUCAGGAUGGUUGUGGGAAAGCGUUUCUUACUAGCUACAGUUUAAAAGUCCACGUACGUGUUCAUACGAAGGAACGACCUUACCGAUGUAGUGACCAAGAUUGUGAAAAGUCAUUUAACACAUUAUACAGGUUAAAGGCUCACCAGAGAAUCCACAACGGGAAAACUUUCAACUGUAGUUCGGAAGGCUGCACAAAAUUCUUUACUACACUAAGUGAUUUGAAAAAACAUUACCGAACCCACACAGGGGAGAGACCAUUCAAAUGUAACAUUCCAGAAUGUUCCAAAUCUUUCACAGUGAGCCACCACCUAAAGUCACAUAUACGAACACACACAGGUGAAAAGCCAUUUGUCUGUGAGGAAGGAGGAUGUACGAAAGCAUAUGCAGCACAACACAGCUUGAAGCAACAUAAGUCAAAAGAUCAUUCCAAUAAUGAUAUGAUAGCUCCAACACAACAAGUUAAUUUUGACUUGGAUAAAGCAGCUGAGAUGUUGCUUGGUGCAGCAGAUUCACUCAGUCAAGCUGAUCUUGUAGGUGACAUAUUAGCAUCAUCAUCAAACCAGUUAAGCUGCAGCCAGCCACCAACACAACAUAACGCUCCAGUUGAAAAUUACCAAAACCCUGUAGUCAAUAAUCACCAUCAACCAAGAGACCUAUGCUGUCAUCAACCAUCUAAUGAUCAACAUAAGGAAGAGAACGAAAACUUGGAACAAGAAGAAAUUUCCACUCUAACUCAAGCUGCAAUGAAAGUGCUAUCAGAAAACAAGUUCCAGGGUGUUCCUAUAGUCAUCAUUAAAAAAGAAACACGAGAAGUUUGUCACUGUCCUUGUAAAGCUGACGGCGGUACCGCAAGCGUGCCCGAAACCUCUUCCAGGGUUAUAGUAGUUGAUAAUGUUAGUAAUAUACCUGACCAACAGACUCUUAACCCUGACAUGAAUGAGGUGCAGAGUCAUUACACCAUGCCAGGCUCAUCCAUGCAAGAGACUUAUUACAACCCUGCCGCGCAACCUGUCAACAACUUCCAAAUGUCGGACUUAACAGUUGAACAAGCCACGAACCCCUAUCCCUACAAAGUACACAAGGAGCAUGAAACGGCUGAAAGUGUCUUCAGAGAUUCUAACGAUGCAAUGAUGGAAAUGUUUGAAUCCCUACCUGACAUGCAGAAGAAACCUUGUUGUGAUAACAACAACUCCCUCCAGUGCGUAACACUUGGUUGUGGUAACACGGUGAACCUGGAACAACAUCCCAACUUCUCUGCUUCCAAAUUUCCUGCCACUUCAGCCAGUUAAACAGCAACAGCAUUAUUUCCAAACAUUUUCACUUUCCUUAUAAAUGGCAAUAAAGUACCAAACACAUUCUUCUUCUUUUCUUGUUUUUCUUUACUUUAACCAAUCUCUUGUUCUUUUGAAAAUUUACAAAUACCAUGAUAAUAGAACCACCUGCAACUUCAAGGUAUCACUUCCUCCCUCCCUCUCGUACGACCUAAAGCUUUGUCUUCCAGGACAAGAUACUUAUUCUUCAUAACCUGAAGUAGAAUACCUCCGUUAAGAGGUGAACAUGUAGUAGAAUUUUCUUGCACUUUAUCAUACCAAUUAAAGUGCCUCUACUGUAACCUCUUAUAGAUGAAGUUAAAAACAAAUAUUUCACAUUCUUACAAAUAUUUUUCACAAAACUUGGUGCUAUAGAAAUAUUGAAAUAAUUUCACAGCUUUUGUCAGUAUCGUUUUCGUAUCACAACAGCUGUAGGAUUUAUUCAGAAAUUUUAAUUUUUUUCGCAAAUUCGUUAACAAAAAAUCCUAUUUAUCUAAACAAAGCUUUUCACAGCAAUUUUAUUUAUAACACGAAAAUAAUACUAUCUAAGGUAUUUUGAUACUACCACAUAUCACACCGCAUUCUAAACAACAGCUUUCAUCAUCAAACAGAGCUGAAAUUUCUUAAAUCAUUUAAAAUUAUGUUGAUACUGUUCAUGUGCCAUUUUCCAUAUUUUCACGCUAGAACACCAUGUGUUUAAUCUAUACACGGUUCGUUGUUUGCCUCCUCCAUUUUUUCACAUACUAAAUUAGACUUCUAUCCAAUUGUUACACAACUUUUGACCAACAAAUGUUAAUAAUCUAGAUCAAAUUUUUGAAAAUUAGCUGAUACCAAUCAAAUGUUUGAAAAUUAGCUGAUACUAAUUGUUUAGAAAAACAUUGCGUAUUGUGUUGCUUUAAUACUAUUGAAAAGUGAGAAUUUGAAUUUGUGUAAUGCACCAAAAUAAUUAUUGGUUUUCAACGCCCCAUUUUUAUCAAAAUUUAUUAUAAAAUUAUUUUCGUUUUCACUCUUAUUUUACAGGUACAUCGACUGUGGAAGUAAAGACUUAUAUAAACAAUUAAUGCACAUUUUCUGUUCUUUUGUAAAACUAUGGAUAUGCCUACAUCCAAAUUUUCAUGAACAUAACCUGUUCAACUUUAUUACACCUUUGAGUUCCAUAUUUUACAUUUUUUAUUGCACAAUUUUAAACUACAAAUAUUCUUUGUACAGCGUCACCAGCUCUGCUUCAUGCAUCAGUGUCAUUAAAGUUGUAGUUUGGGUUUUCUAUUGCAA